Messenger RNA from Bathycoccus prasinos, 3366 nucleotides. RefSeq lists its product with no specific name. Gene Ontology annotation, cellular component: cytosol; nuclear envelope. The record is from RefSeq and is a predicted model, not a curated record. Lineage: Eukaryota; Viridiplantae; Chlorophyta; Mamiellophyceae; Mamiellales; Bathycoccaceae. Gene Ontology annotation, biological process: protein import into nucleus. The coding region runs from base 1 to 3366 and encodes 1121 amino acids. Gene Ontology annotation, molecular function: small GTPase binding. The transcript has a single exon.
AUGACCGAACUGCAAGAGCAACGACUCUCGCAUUUGGCGCAAAUACUUUCCUGCACGCUCUCCCCCGACAAACUCGUCCGUUCCAGCGCGGAAGAAUGGCUGGAAACGAACAGCAACAGGGAAAACUUCUCGACCGAUUUGUUGUAUCUCAUCGCCGCCGAAAAUGUGACCGACGAGGCGUUAAAACUGAGCGCGAGUAUUCAGUUAAAACUACACGUUCGGAAACACUGGGAGCCGAGACACACGACAUUUUUCGCGAUGAUUGAAACGGAUAAAGCGAUCGUGAGGGAGAAUAUCUUAGAGAUCAUGUCCAAUCCGAGUUUACGCGCGAGAGUGAGAAGCCAAAUGGAAGAGUCGGUGAAAGAUAUCGUGAGAGAGGACUUCCCGGAAAAAUGGGACGCCGGGAAAAUGAUGGAGUGGAUAUUGAGUUCCAUGGACGAUGGGAGCUCGGACACGAGGAAAUUGGUCGGGAUGACGGCAAUGCACGCGAUUACGAGGAAGUUCGAGUUUAAGCGCGAAAUGGAAAGGGAGGAGGUGUUGAAUCCGUGCGUAGAAAGGGCGUUUCCGAAGAUGUUGAUUAUGUUGAGAGGGUGUUUGGAGAGAAUGAUGCAAUCGCAAGAGAGAGAAGAUAUCGUCGUCGAGCAAAUGGUCGGGGAGUACGCGAAGGCUAUUAUUAAGACGUUUUGGUCGGCGACGUAUUUGGACAUACCGAAAGCGAUGAGGCAACAACACGCGGGAGAGGGCGGACAACCUUUCGAGGCGCUCGCCGGUUGGGUUCAGACUUUCUUGCAAAUUUUGGAUUGCAAGACGCCGUUGAAAAUGAUCAGCAUGCAAGAUGCGUCGAAAGUGAUCGAAUGCGACGUGACGGAGGACGAGUUAGAAUUUAAGCAGUGGCCGUUUUGGAAGACGAAGAAGUGGGCGCAACACGUCAUGGGUCGAUUGUUCACGCGGCUCGGGAACGUGAAAUUGGCAAAGGAGGAACACAAGGAUCUGGCGAAAUUUUUCAAAGCGCACUUUGUGGAGAGUUUAGUGAACAUAAACAUCAAAACUUUGGCAGAUAGCUCGUUAGGGAAAAACGUCGAGACAAGGGUGCCAGACCGAAUAGUGAAUUUAGCGCUGCAGUUUUUAGUGUCCGCCGUGCACGUUGCGGCGGCGUACAAGGCGAUGAAGCCGGUGAUGCCAGAUCUUAUUACUAAAGUGUGUUUCCCGCUUUUAUGUUACGAUAACAGCGACGACGAGUUAUGGAGAGACGAUCCAAAAGAGUUUGUCAGACGGUCGGCAGAUAUUAUGCAGGAAAUGUAUUCGCCGAGACACGCGGCGGUAAACUUCUUGUCCGAACUGAGCAGAGGCGGGAAACGCAAGACGGAAUUUUUCAGCACGGUGGUAAAUUGCGCGGUGGAAGUGUUGCAAGCGAACGCGCAAAUACCGGAUUUAGCGAGCAGAGAUCGCUCGAGAUUAGACGGGGCGUUAUAUCUGGUCGGGCAACUCAGCGGCGUGUUGAAACUUGAGAAGGGUUAUAAAGAAUCUCUGGAAGAUAUGUUAGUCGCGCACGUCCUGCCGUCGUUUCAAUCGCCGCACGGUAAUCUUCGCGCGAAAGCGUGUUGGACUGCUGCACAGUUUGCGGAUAUAAAAUUUAACAACCCGGAAAAUUUUGUAAAUUUGUUUUGGAACGUGUGUAACUGCUUGAAAGACCCAGAUUUGCCGGUGAAAGUUGAAGCCGUGUGUUCGUUGCGCGCGUUUAUCGAUCACUCGGAAGAUUUAGAAACUUUGAAACCAAUUUUACCGCAAUUAUUGGAUGAAUUUUUCAAAAUCAUGGACCAAGUAGAAAGUGAGGAUAUCGUGUACACGUUGGAAACUAUCACGGAAAAGUUUGGCGAGGAGAUUGCGCCUUACGCCUUAGGCAUGACGACAAACCUGGCGCAGGCGUAUUGGAAGUGCAUAAAAGAAGCAGAAGAGAGAUCGAACGCGGAAGACGAUAACGAAGGCACUGGAAAUGCAGAUUAUGAUGACGAUUUUCAAGCCAUGCAAUCGAGUGGGUGUUUGCGCGCGAUAUCGACCAUAUUAACGUCCGUAUCGUCGCUCCCAGAGGUGUAUCCGCAACUCGAACAUAUUUUAUUGCCAAUCAUUUUACGAAUGGAAUCCGAUAUCGACCUUUUCGAGGAAAUGUUAGAAAUUGUCGGGUAUAUCACCUAUUAUUCACCACGUAUUAGUCAAGAGAUGUGGCAAGUGUGGCCGAAAAUGCUCGCCGUUCUCAAUAACGGUUGGGCGUUGCAGUAUUUCGAACACGUUCUGAUUCCGAUGGAUAAUUUUAUCAGUCGAAACACGGACAUUUUCGUCUCGAGCGCGCAAGCGAAACAGGAUACGUAUAAAAUUUGCGAGAAGGUGCUCACUCCGGAACAAGUCAUGGAAGAAGACAUGAUGACUGCACCUAAGUUGAUGGAGUGCGUUUUAGCAAACUGCAAAGGGCGCGUGGAUGAUUUACUUCCGUUGUAUUUACAGUUAUCUGUCCAAUCGCUCAUCGAGUUCCAACCGGAUUCGAGAUUUUUGCAAGACUUGUUGAUGGGAGUCGUUAUGAACGGGCUGAUUUACAACGCGGACCAGACGGUGAAACAUUUACAACCGGCGUUACCGAUGGUUUUGGAAAAGCUCGUCGCUAUGCUUGAACUUCGAUCGAAAUCGUCCAAGAAACGCAAACAUUUUCUUCGCGUGCACGACAAGAAAAUCGUCGCGCUCGGUUUGAUGGCGUUGAUGCAAAGCCCGGAGGCGAAUAACCAAAAUUUGCUCAACGAGCAAUCGUUGAUGCACUUGAUGAAACAUUUAGUUUCACUGUUGGAAGAUUUACGCCAACAAAUCGAAUCGGAAGAUUCGCGAUAUCAGGAUAGUAUUAAAACGUACCUCGAAAACGCCGCGAAAUCUCGAGAGAACGACGUGUACGAACAGUACUCGCGCCACCGCGACGACGAAGACUUUGAGGAGGACGAGGAUGCAGAUGAGAUGACGCCGCAAAUGCGCUAUCAACAAGCGUUGGACAGAGUCAAAGCCAGCGGUAGCGCUGAGCCUUUAGAGUUCGACCAAUCUAAAUUUGAGGAGCAGGAUUUCUCAGAUUCGGAUUCCGAAGGUUUCGCCGAAGACGACGAAGGAUCGCAAAGUCCGUUGGACGACAUCGAUGCGUUCAUAACGUUUGGGUCGUUUAUGCAGGCGUUGCAGAGCACGGCGCCGCAGAUGAGUCAACUCGUGCGCGCCCAAUCCGCCUCGGAAGUGGCCAAUUUGACGAUGCACGCGAUGAAACGAACAAGUGAACACUCAAAGGAAAGAGAGGAAGCGAGAAAGAAUUUACCGCCAGGGCAUAACUUUGGCGCACUUUAA